GCUCGAGGCUGUGAGGCGAAGCUCAGCGCGGCGGCCUCUCCGCCGGCAUGGCCCGGAACACGCUCUCCUCGCGCUUCCGCCGCUUGGACAUCGACGAGUACGACGAGAACAAGUUCGUGGAGGAGCCGGACGAGGCGGCGGCGGCGGCCGAGCCGGACCCGGUUCCCGAGGUGGAGGCGCUGCUGAGGCAAGGUGAUAUGCUCCAAGCUUUCCACACAGCCUUAAGAAAUUCUCCCUUGAACACGAAGAACCAAGCAAUAAAGGAACGGGCCCAGGGAGUGGUGCUUAAGGUCCUGACAUCCUUUAAAAGCAGUGAGAUAGAACAGGCAGUAAACUCGUUAGACAGAAAUGGUAUUGACUUGUUAAUGAAGUACGUUUAUAAAGGAUUUGAAAAGCCAACAGAAAAUAGCAGUGCAAUAUUACUUCAAUGGCAUGAAAAGGCACUAGCGGUAGGUGGACUAGGUUCCAUAGUAAGAGUUCUUACAGCAAGAAAGACUGUUUAAAAGACUAUUACCUUGAACCAAGAUGAACAGUUUUGGACUCAGAAGAAAGAAUUAGCUGAAGUGACACUGGUCCAUCUUUCUAGACAUUGCAAUCUACUGAAACUUUGGAAACCUCUUGAAUGCUUCUAAUUGUAAAGGUUGGGGGAAAGAGUAAAUAUUCCUGUGUUUUCUGACUAUCAAAUAUAGGAGCUGAGACAUUCUGAUCCCUUGUUUAAAGGUAAAGCAGAAGGCAGAAAUUCUGCUCUCAUUACUGUAAGGGGAGAGGUAAUUAAAUCGUGUGUGUAUUGCUUAUUUAAAAGAAGAGGUGCUGUGGCUUCAGUAGACACAAUUGACUGGUUUCUGGGUGGGGGGGGAAUGUUUAUUUGAAAGGGGACUUUGUACAUACAAUCACAGGACUAGCUGGACUACUGGUUUGGUUUCAUUGUAAAGUGCCUGCUGCAUCAAUAAAGCUCUUGGACUGUAAGAGUCAAAUAACUUAAUUUUACAAUUUAGAUAAACUGCCCUUGAUUCAAAGGCAAAUUGGUACUGAAAUAGUCCUGGUGUAGGAUCCCACCUCCACAUAGUAUUGUGCUCUUGUUUACAUCUACACCACCUUGACUGUCUCUAAAGGACAUGCUUUAAAGUAGGGCACUUUUUCUUAAAUGGAUGGAAUGAGCACCUCUAACUGCACCUUUGCCUCACUCUGUGUUUACUUGAAUGUUUUCUUUCUAGCCCUGAUUUAAUUUGUAUGUAUAAACAGAGGAUUAAGUUAAGUGCCAAAUAUAAUAUAUGGUGUUGUUAAGGGUAUCGAAGGGAGGGCUCCGUUUCUCUUCAUGUCAGCUGAGCAAGGAACUACUUCAAAGCUUCAUGUGUAACUAAUGCUGUUAUGGAAAAUGCGUCCUUGCCUUUUAUGCAGUUAAGUACAGUGAGUGCUUGCUCAUCGUCUGAAUAGGAGCUCUCUGAUAUGUUAAUCUUUAAACAGAAGUACAUUCACCCCCUUUGAAGUGGACCUUUUCUGAAUAGUGUCCUGCUAAUAAACGAUCAGCACAUAUU
Emys orbicularis (European pond turtle) is the source of this 1535-nucleotide messenger RNA. It is a transcript of the gene ARPC5L, whose product is annotated as actin related protein 2/3 complex subunit 5 like. Gene Ontology annotation, molecular function: actin filament binding. Gene Ontology annotation, cellular component: Arp2/3 protein complex; cytoplasm; actin cytoskeleton. The transcript is spliced from 4 exons. Lineage: Eukaryota; Metazoa; Chordata; Testudines; Emydidae. The coding region runs from base 48 to 503 and encodes 151 amino acids. Gene Ontology annotation, biological process: cell migration; Arp2/3 complex-mediated actin nucleation; regulation of actin filament polymerization. The record is from RefSeq and is a predicted model, not a curated record.